AGUCCCACCCCACGAGCUCAAUUCGCAUCCUAGCCAACCUUGCCGAAUAAGGUCUUCCCGCAUCACGAGGCUCUAUGACGGAACUGUCACAAGUCGUGAUGCGGAAUACGCGUCAUGGAUAAAUAAAGGGGUGUGGACGUGGUUUUACGUGCUCACCGCCGGUAUUUCGUCAAAUAGAAACGUGCGGUUGGUCGUGUAGCCUACUUGCUACGUGUGACGAAUAAAAGAAUACAUCACUGACAGUGCGGUAUUUUCACUUGACUUCAGUCAGUGUCAGUGGGUCACCGAGAUACGUGCACACAAACGGGUGGUCACGACGCACGAGAAACACGGCAAAAUAGUCACAAACAGCAUCGUAUUUCGGGUACAAGAAGAUUGUGUGCCAAACCUCACGUCCACGCGGAAUUCAUCAAUCUUGGACGUUUCCACUCUGGCACGAUGGAGGGGGAGAAGAAGCAGGUAACAUGCUACCUAAUGUUUUCUUUGUCAACGGCUGUAAUUGGCUCCCUGCAGUUUGGCUACAACACAGGAGUCAUCAAUGCACCAGAACAGAAAUUGCGGGAGUUCUUCAACGCCACAUGGGUGGAGCGUUACGGGGAGCCCAUCAAACCGGGCGUGUGCACCAUUGUGUGGAGUUUUGCUGUGGCCAUCUUUAGCGUGGGUGGAAUGAUGGGAUCAUUCAGUGUCGGUGUCAUAGCCAACAAAUUUGGAAGACGUAAGGCGAUGUUCCUCGUGAAUAUCUUGGCUCUGAUUGGAGGGAGUCUCAUGGGUCUGUGUACUCUCUGCUACUCCUAUGAGAUGGUAAUUGCCGGUCGGCUGGUUAUUGGGCUGUUCUGUGGCCUCUUUACUGGGCUCACUCCAAUGUAUAUUGGGGAAGUGUCGCCCACUCCCCUCCGUGGGGCCUUCGGGACCCUGCACCAGUGUGGUGUUGUGGUGGGCAUCUUAAUUGCACAGAUCUUUGGGCUGGAGAGUCUGCUGGGUUCACAAAAGCUUUGGCCUUUACUUCUGUCUCUAACCGUGCUACCAGCCAUCCUGCAGUGUAUACUUCUGCCGUUCUGUCCAGAGAGCCCUCGCUUCCUGCUCAUUAACCUUAAUGAGGAAGAAAAGGCCCGCAAAGCACUGGUGCGUCUCCGUGGUUAUGAGGAUGUUGGGAAGGACAUGCAGGAGAUGAAGGAAGAGAGUGCGAAGAUGGCCAUGGAGAAGAAGGUGACCAUCCCAGAGCUCUUCCGCAUUCCUGCUUACCGCCAGCCUCUGCUCAUCGCUGUCAUGCUGCACCUGUCCCAGCAGCUCUCUGGCAUUAAUGCUGUAUUUUAUUACUCAACUGGUAUUUUUGAGUCAGCCGGAGUGACUCAGCCCAUUUACGCCACCAUUGGAGCCGGAGUAGUAAACACUGUCUUUACUGUAGUAUCUCUAUUCUUGGUGGAGAGAGCGGGACGGAGAACUUUGCACCUUAUUGGUUUGGGUGGGAUGGCCGUCAGUGCCUUGGCCAUGACAAUCGCUCUCUUAUUGAAGGACAAUGAGUCUCUACGCUACCUCAGCAUUGCUGCGGUCUUUGGCUUUGUUGCCAUGUUUGAGAUGGGCCCUGGACCCAUUCCCUGGUUCAUAGUGGCUGAACUGUUCUCCCAGGGGCCACGUCCUGCUGCCAUGGCUGUUGCAGGAUGCUCCAACUGGACAGCCAACUUCCUUGUGGGAGUCAGCUUCCCUAAAUUGGAGGAGCUGUGUGGGCCAUAUGUCUUCAUUAUAUUCAUGAUCUUGCUCAUCUUCUUCUUCAUCUUUACGUACUUCAAAGUUCCAGAGACCAAAGGGCGGACUUUCGAUGAGAUCGCCUGUGGUUUUAGUGGGUCUCCGCCUCCGGCUGCCACCUCUGUGGAGGAGCCAGGCAGACUCGCACUUCCAGCUUCUCCGGUCAAAGAGAAAGUCCCGUUAGUGGAAGCUUCCAAAUCUUCCACAGAACAUGGGCCCAGCUCAUCUGAGACCGCAAAGGUGGAAGGGAAACCUAGCUCAGUGACCCAGCCACUGGUAGAUUCUAAUAAAGAGGAGAAAAAUAAUUCCACCAUCUAAAAAAUAGUGUAACUAUAAAGCUAAUUAUGAUUAAAGCCAUGACAUGUAGUAUCACUGAAGAUAGAAAUAUAAAUAUAAUAUUAGAGGUUAUUUACUGAUUAUUUAGGGUAAAUUGAUGAAGAACAGAACCACACUGGAAUGCCACAGAUCACCUCUAUGAAAGGAAAUGAGAGCUCAUAGCACAUGAACUUAUAUUAUUGUGUAGUUUGACAAUUGAUGGUUUGGUGCAAUAUUGAUUCGCUUUAAUGGUUUUAUCCUUUUAUUGCUAAUUUAUUCCUGUUUGUAAGUUUUUGUGUGCAGUUUUAAUGUGAAUUAUCAAGUAGGACAGUUUCCUAUAUUAAAUCGAACUGGAAAAGGGAAUUUUAACAUAAUUCACUCACCAUUUUCUAUUGUCAAACCUCAGUUUCUUGCUUUUAGAAAAACCAAAAUGUUUUUUCUUUGGAAUGAUAGUCAGUUAUCAUCUUAAUCUAAAGGUUUUUGCACUGACCAUGUUCAUUUUGUAUGAUGUAUAAUGUAUAUACAGAUAUAUAUAUAUAUAUUUAAGUUUUCAUUACUUCAAAUCACUACUACAAUUUAUCCAAAACAUCUAUUUAAUUAGAAGGUUAAUUAACAAUAUUUAUAUUUGUAGGAAGUGCUUAGCUAGUAAAGCUUAUGCCAAGAAUAAAAUCGCUAGUUUACUGCCAAAAAUAAUACAUUCAAAGAAAAAAACUUAUCAGAUAAAAAAGUCACUCAUCUAAAAUCACAGUAAAGGUUGCAUUGUAUUGGACGCAAAAGGACUGACCAGUGUUCAAUGAAUUGUACCGUAUAUACUGUAUACGACAUAACUAACCAGACAUGUCCACAUUUCAGAUAUGCGCGAUAAAGAUUUUUAGCAAAUGAUGUGAUCAGGGAGGAAGUUUGCUAUUGAAUUUCCUGUGUUUUAGUGUACCAGUGUUACAUAUGUGCUGCACUGACUCACUUUGAGGUCCGACACUUUGUUUGAGUCCCUUUCCAAGAGAACAUAUAUACUAUAUUUAUUUAUACAUUUAUUUUUUUGCUUUGUCAAUAAUUUAUAUCAUGUAAGUCGAAUUGAUAGAUGCUUAAUGCAGCCAUCGCUUAUGUGUUGCUAUUUUGUCUAGAUAUCUUCAAGGUAAAAGUAUUUAUUAAUAAGCACCUGUAUUGUCCUGGGGUAAUGUGAAGAACUGCUUUUCCCAUUCCUAUCUUGUGAUCACGUAUGUGUUGCACAGAGAGAAAGAAAAAAAAAAAAGAAGUAAGAGAAAGACAACAUUCCACAGUUAGUGCACUGCGGUUGUAUUGCACAAUCCAGAGCAGCUUUACAUUAAGCCAGCCCUCUUCUAACACUAAGACAACCAUCUUAAUAACUGUUAAUGCCUUUCUCAUACUGUACACUUACUUUGCAUAAUGUACACAAUAUAUAGUUGCUGACUGUACAAAGUUAGAAGAGCAUCACCUUGUAAAUACCUAGGUUAAUGUUUGUGUUGAAUGGUGUAAUUGAUGUAAUUGCAAGUCAAAAAGAGUGUCUGCUAAACAGAAAGGUUGAUGUUUUGACAUUUCUAUAUUUUAUGGUGGCUUUUCCUGAAUGUGUAUCAAAUUCAUGAGUGCUACUGUGUACAGAUGUUGUAUUAUUUUGUGAAUAAAUAGUCUAAAUUAC
Pimephales promelas (fathead minnow) is the source of this 3712-nucleotide messenger RNA. RefSeq names its product solute carrier family 2 member 3a (gene slc2a3a). NCBI's taxonomy places the organism in Eukaryota, Metazoa, Chordata, Actinopteri, Cypriniformes, Leuciscidae. The record is from RefSeq and is a predicted model, not a curated record. Gene Ontology annotation, cellular component: plasma membrane; apical plasma membrane; basolateral plasma membrane. Gene Ontology annotation, molecular function: D-glucose transmembrane transporter activity. Gene Ontology annotation, biological process: response to insulin; dehydroascorbic acid transport.